AUGUCGUCUACGAACACGGCCGCGAAACUGCGCGCGUGUUUGCGCUGCCAGUAUGCGCAAAGUGCGCGCGAGUUUCACUCAAAAGGAUGCCCAAACUGCCAGAAUGUGCUGGAUAUGCAAGGGAGCCAAGAACGUGUCGCAGAUUGCACUACCUCCAACUUUGACGGACUUAUCUGCAUGCUUCAGCCCGAGGAGAGCUGGGUCGCAAAAUGGCAGCGAAUCGAAAAACGCAUGGUGGGAUUGUACGCUGUCAAGGUCGUGGGUCACCUGCCGGAGGGGUACGAAUAG
Malassezia vespertilionis is the source of this 288-nucleotide messenger RNA. RefSeq names its product transcription elongation factor spt4 (gene SPT4). Gene Ontology annotation, molecular function: zinc ion binding; RNA polymerase II complex binding. The transcript is spliced from 3 exons. The record is from RefSeq and is a predicted model, not a curated record. Gene Ontology annotation, cellular component: DSIF complex; nucleus. The coding region runs from base 1 to 288 and encodes 95 amino acids. Gene Ontology annotation, biological process: regulation of transcription elongation by RNA polymerase II; mRNA processing; positive regulation of DNA-templated transcription, elongation. Lineage: Eukaryota; Fungi; Basidiomycota; Malasseziomycetes; Malasseziales; Malasseziaceae.